Messenger RNA from Tyto alba (common barn owl), 624 nucleotides. RefSeq names its product hydroxyacyl-thioester dehydratase type 2 (gene HTD2). The transcript has a single exon. Lineage: Eukaryota; Metazoa; Chordata; Aves; Strigiformes; Tytonidae. The coding region runs from base 1 to 516 and encodes 171 amino acids. The record is from RefSeq and is a predicted model, not a curated record.
AUGUUGCGGCCCUUCAGGUGUGGAAUUUCUGGAGGGGAUUUCCGACAAAGAGCCUUGACAAAACUAACAGUUAUUAGCUCACUGCCUGGACAUCCUGUACUUCAGAGUUUACACAUAAAAGUUGGAGACAAAGCUGAACUUACCAAAGCUUUUACACAGAAUGAUGUUGUUACUUUUUCUGAUUUAACAGGUGACACAAAUCCUUUGCAUUUAAAUGAAGAUUUUGCAAAGAAAUCUAGAUUUGGGAGAACUAUUGUACAUGGCGUUUUGAUCAAUGGACUUAUUUCUGCAGUUCUGGGUACUAAAAUGCCUGGUCGAGGUUGUGUAUUUCUUUCUCAGGAGAUCCGAUUUCCAGCUCCUUUGUAUACUUGUGAAGAAGUCAUAGCUUCAGCAGAAGUUAAACGACUGAUGGGUUCUAUUGCACACAUUUCAGUAUCAUGUAAUGUCAAAGAAAGUGGAAAGACUGUUAUGGAGGGGAUGGUGAAAGUCAUGGUGUCAGACAGUGAGAGCUGUUAAUCCUAUGCUGCUUUACUAUAAAGGCCAGAAAUGUAUGCUUGGUUUUGACUCUGUCUUUUAACAGCAUGACAUCAUGUAAUCCAGUAAAUUUUCAACAAAAAACCUUCA